AUUUCAUGUCAUUUCCAAAGUAAUUCAAACUUUCUCUGAACAUUUAUUUCUUUCUCUAAACGGGUUCUUGGGUUUGAGUCUUCUUCUUGUCUUCACCCCUCUUGUAUUUUUCUGAUUUCAUCUCAUUCGCAGACUUGUACAACACGUCUCUCUCUCUCUCUCUGAUCUUUUCCAGAGCUAUAAGUUUGUAAAAUUGACCCAAGAAUAUCUGAGAUUUUCUUUCCAUGAGACUAUAUGGCUGUCGUAACUAACCUCAAAAGCUGUCUGAAGAUUUCUUAUGUCAUAUUUGCCUUCUGUUCUGCUUUCUUUCUCGGCGCUCUCAAAGGUUUGAUCGUAGGUCCCGUUGCUGGAUUAACAUUAAUAGCAGGAAACGUUGGAGUGAUUCUUGGUUUGUUCCCUGCACAUGUUACUUGGACAGUUUACACUGUUGCAAAGACAAACCGAUUUGAUAUCCCUCUGAAACUAGCAAUCUUGGUAGCCCUUCCUGCACUGUUUGGUAUAUGGUUAGGUCUAAGUAUAGCAAUAAGUGUCCUUGUUGGUGUUGGCUAUGGAUUCUUCACUCCAUGGAUCUCUGCUUUUGAAGCAUUCAGACAAGACACUGAAUCCAACAAGUUCUUCCACUGUCUUGUGGAUGGAACUUGGGGAACAAUCAAAGGAAGUUGUACCGUGGUAACCGAUUUUGCAGAUCUUUGUUACCAUUCUUAUCCUCUUUACCUAAAGGAACUGCGAGAAUCCCCUGACUCAAAUGAGCUUCAAACUCUUAGGUUGAUUCAUGUUCCUGGAUGCAUCAUUGUAGGGAUUAUAGGACUAGUUAUAGAUAUACCUCUUUUCACUGCAAUAGCUGUCGUUAAAAGCCCUUACCUUCUGUUCAAAGGAUGGUACAGACUAGCUCAAGAUGCUAUUAACCGAGAAGGACCAUUCCUCGAGAUAGCUUGCAUCCCAGUUGCUGGUUUGACAAUACUAUUAUGGCCUAUUAUAGUCAUUGGAUUUGUCUUGACGACCAUCUUUGCCAGCAUCUUUGUCGGCUUGUAUGGAGCCAUAGUUGUGUUUCAGGAAAGGUCAUUUAGAAGAGGAGUGUCUUAUGUGAUUGCAGUGGUUGGAGAGUUUGAUGAGUACACAAACGAUUGGCUUUACCUUAGAGAAGGAACUAUCUUCCCAAAGCCAAGAUAUAGAAUGACAAAAGGAUCCUUUUCAAGUGAAGUGUCAGUGAUUGUUCACCCUACAACUGUAAGCAGAGUCAAUAGUUCUGGUUCUGUAGAACCUCCAGCUAUGCUAGUGCCAAGUCUGGUUCGGUCUGUAUCUGUUAGAGGAGCAAUACAAGAAGUGAGGAUGGUUCAGAUUUGGGAGCAUAUGAUGGGGUGGUUUGAGAUGGAAGGCAAAGAACUACUAGACCAAGGAGUGAUAACACCAGCUGAUCUAUACGAGUCUUUAAAGGGGAGACAUGGAACUGAAUUAUCAAUUAUCAAUGUCGGCCUUCCUUCUUAUGCUUUGCUUCAUACAUUGCUUAGAUCUAUUAAAGCUGGUGCUCAUGGUGUGCUUUUGCUUGAUGGCUCGGAGGUGACUCAUUUGAAUAGACCGCAGGACAAGUUCUUGGACUGGUUCUUUAAUCCAAUUAUGGUGUUGAAAGAUCAGAUUAGAGUGAUUAAACUUGGAGAAAGUGAAGUUAGGUACUUGGAGAAAGUAGUUCUCUUUGGAAACGAUGAACAAAGGAUGGAAGCUUGGGACAAUGGCGGUAAAACACCUAAAAAAAACCUUAGAGCUGCUCAGAUUCAAGGAAUCAGUAGAAGAAUGAUGGGAAUGGUACGGAGUGUAUCUAAGCUUCCGACGUAUAGGAGAAGGUUCAGGCAAGUGAUUAAGGCUCUAAUAACGUAUUGGUUAGAGAAACAAGGCUUGAAUCGAACCGGUUCAAUGAGUUCAGGAGAUUUCAUUGAAGAGGUCUAACCUAAGAGGAGCAACGUUUGUUUGUCUUCAAAUAUAUAUAUUAUUAGGGCUUUUUUAUUUCCGUUGUAAGAUGUAUUUUUAAUUUCUUGUGGUAGCAUUUAGCUUUGUUUGUUCAACCCUACUUGAACGGCUAGUUAGGCUAAAUUGGAAUUUGUCUAUACA
This is a messenger RNA of Brassica oleracea var. oleracea, 2103 nucleotides long. RefSeq lists its product as uncharacterized. The coding region runs from base 235 to 1941 and encodes 568 amino acids. NCBI's taxonomy places the organism in Eukaryota, Viridiplantae, Streptophyta, Magnoliopsida, Brassicales, Brassicaceae. The record is from RefSeq and is a predicted model, not a curated record. The transcript has 8 exons.